GGUAAUCGAUCGUGAGAACAAAUUAUUUAUUCUCUGGUUAAACACUCCCAUCUAUAAAAUGAGUGUGUGGGAAGGAAGUAUCCGAUUUGAGGUACACGGGAAUCAAUCUAUCACCCCAUGGUAUGUUCGAAAUAGAAACAGAAUCAUGUAUGGUUGUUGCCAUGGGAAAGGAUAUCAAAUGAUUGGCAUCACUUACAUGGAAUGGAAUUCAUGAAUCCGAUGUGCAGAUAGAUAUUCUGCCUGAUCAACGUCACAUCUCCAGCUCCACCGCCUUGGACGCCACGAAGAGGUAUACAUAAGUACAAUGUAUGUGUGAAGGAGAACGAUGCCUCCACCAGUUACACCAUCGCCCCAUCGAUUCGUGAUCAAAAGACAGUCCGGCCCUCCAGCUCCCCGUCCCCAUCUACCUCCACCAUCGCAACUCGCACAGGAAUCCACUCCCCGUCCAUCCAAUACGCAACAAUUCAAUACCACUCCCCGCUUUACAUUUUCUUCUACCCCAAAACCCAAUGUCACGCAAAGUACCGGUGUACCAGCAUCUACACCCGCGGGGCGAUACAUAACCCCCGCUCGACGAAGUACAAAAGCAAAAGAGAAGAUUGAUGAUCCCUCAGAUGAUUACCCCGCGCAUCUUCCUCUUCACGAUUCCAUAGAUACCAACGAUGAUUUCGAUACCGGUGUUGAGUAUUUUUCCGAAGACCAAGAUGCAGACUCAGAAGAUCAAGAAAUAAAUCCCCGGUCAUCCAAACGGCGACGUAUUUCCACUUCUCCAGACAUUGCCCUGGAAGAAAAUGAUGAUUCACUAUCUUCUUCUCUACCUAUAAUCUCCUCGCCGAUUUCUCAUCGCCCGACUCAAAUCUCAUCCACAGCCGGAAAACCGAAAUUUCUCCUCUCUACUCCUGUACCAUCUACACCUCAAAGUGUUGUCCCGACGACUUUUCUCAAACCGCCUCGGUUUCGUCCGUCUGAUCCUGCGGAGUCGCAGGGAAGUGCCGAUCCUUUGCCCGAACAGUUUUCUCCGCAUAGAAAGGGGAGACAAUAUUUAGCGGGGGGGUUGGCCGCGGAAGUGAGGGAUUGGUUGAUUAACAUCGAUUCUGGGAUUGGUGGGGUGCAAAAGGGGAAAGAGAGAAAUGGUGAAUGGGUGACGAAGAUCAAGAUCGAGGAGGUGAGAAGAGAUGGAAGGGAAAUGUGUUUAGUAAGAGGUAAACAGGUGCGAGAUGUGGAUGGAGAGGUGGUUGUAGAUGGUGUGGGGGAAGUCAGGGUUAUGUUAGCUGGGGAGGGAAUGGGGAUGGGCUUGCAGAGGGGAAUGGAUGUAGAUGUUGGAAGGACGGUGGGUAUUAAGGGUCCGGUUUGGGAGAUUGUGGUGGAGGGUGCUAAAUGGGGUGUUGGGGUUGAGUGGAAAGUAUUGGGAUGAUGAGAUAAUAUGAAAUGAAAUAGCAUCUUGAUUGAAGAAAGUACAUAAUCGAACAUGAAUAUCUAUAUAUUAAUUAUUCGCCUA
Messenger RNA from Botrytis cinerea B05.10, 1498 nucleotides. RefSeq lists its product as hypothetical. The record is from RefSeq and is a predicted model, not a curated record. Bases 326 to 1414 code for a protein of 362 amino acids. Lineage: Eukaryota; Fungi; Ascomycota; Leotiomycetes; Helotiales; Sclerotiniaceae. The transcript has 2 exons.